This is a messenger RNA of Candida tropicalis MYA-3404, 1203 nucleotides long. RefSeq lists its product as uncharacterized. Bases 1 to 1203 code for a protein of 400 amino acids. NCBI's taxonomy places the organism in Eukaryota, Fungi, Ascomycota, Pichiomycetes, Serinales, Debaryomycetaceae. Gene Ontology annotation, molecular function: poly(A)-specific ribonuclease activity. The transcript has a single exon. The record is from RefSeq and is a predicted model, not a curated record. Gene Ontology annotation, biological process: nuclear-transcribed mRNA poly(A) tail shortening. Gene Ontology annotation, cellular component: CCR4-NOT complex; nucleus; cytoplasm.
AUGUUUAUUCCUCGAUUUCCUAUAAGAACGCAACUACAAAUCAUGCAGACUAUUAGACAUUUUACUUCAACUUCAAUUAUCUAUUCAGAUAAUUUCCAAUCUCCAUCACCUUCACCAAGCAAUGUUACAGAUAAGUAUACAGCUAGGACAGCAUAUUCUACACUGAUAGAUACUUAUGAUCCCACUAAAUAUAGAAAAUGGGUAACUAUAAAUACAGAAAGAAAUAACCCUUUUUCAAUAAUGUCAUUUAAUCUUUUAUCACAACACUACACAUGGCAUCUCACCAGUGUUGAACAAAAAUAUUUGGAUUGGACUAAUUAUCGAUUUCCAUUAAUCAAUAAAACCAUUUCUCAAUUACAAUGUGAUAUUAUGUGCUUUCAAGAAAUGGAAUUUCUGGUUUAUAAACAAUUUUGGUCUCACAAUUUUCCAAAUCCUAAUUUCAAAAGUCAUUAUGCUAAAAAGACAUUACCUCCUUGUUGGGGUCUGUCGGAAGAUCAUAUUGAUGGUGUUUCCAUAUUUAUUAAUACUCUAAGAUUUGAUGUUUUAGAUAAGAAAGAAAUCCAUUUUGCUAAUCAUAUCUUAAACCAUAAAGAAGAAUUCCAAUUAACUGCGGAUUUAAAAGAAAGAAUGUUACCCAGAAAUACCGUUGCUUUAAUUGUCAAACUAUUUGAUAAAGUUGCCAAUAAGAUUGUAUACGUAGCUAAUACUCAUCUUUAUUGGUCUCCAGAAUAUAACGAUAUUAAAACAUUACAAAUGAAAAUUUUACUUAAUGAAUUGAAUGGGUUUAUCCAAGAAGACGAAGAUGCUUAUGUGCUAUUAGCUGGCGAUUUAAAUUCCACUUUGAAUUCAUCAGUGAUACGUAUACUAAGCAGUAGUGGUGUCAAUGUUUCGGAUUGUUUUUCAUUUAAAAAUUACAAUUAUGGGUCUAACAAUUGUUUGGUUGAUAAGAAUGGUGACAUUAAAAACCCUUUCAAUUUCCAAAGUGUGUAUCAACCACUAAUAUCUUCCAAUUCUCUACAAUUCACAAGUCAUACAACUGGCUAUUCAGGAAUAUUAGACCAUAUUUUUGCUAGUAAAACCAAAUUUCAAGUCAAUAGAUUAUUAGGCGGUGUUGAUAAGAGUUAUAUUGCCAAAAAUGGUUUCCCAGAUGCACAAUUUCCUUCCGAUCAUAUUCCAAUUGCUGCAGAGAUUAGUUAUCUAUAA